Cynara cardunculus var. scolymus (artichoke) is the source of this 1735-nucleotide messenger RNA. RefSeq names its product ABSCISIC ACID-INSENSITIVE 5-like protein 2. Gene Ontology annotation, biological process: positive regulation of DNA-templated transcription. Gene Ontology annotation, cellular component: nucleus. The coding region runs from base 500 to 1609 and encodes 369 amino acids. The record is from RefSeq and is a predicted model, not a curated record. The transcript is spliced from 3 exons. NCBI's taxonomy places the organism in Eukaryota, Viridiplantae, Streptophyta, Magnoliopsida, Asterales, Asteraceae. Gene Ontology annotation, molecular function: DNA-binding transcription factor activity.
AAUAUAAAAUUCACCAAUUCUUCUUCUUCUUUGAGUACGAGAAUCUAGAAUGUGGGCAUAUGUUUCGUUUUAUGCUGGAUUGAGCCAAUUUACAAAUCCAUACUCCUGUUCAAGAUUUCCUCGAGAAACAAAUGGUUUGUUUUGAUACGAGGAACGUUCUUGAAGAUUUGUUGUUGCUGAUGAUGCUGCAUGGAAGAAGAAGAAGCUAAAUCUUUUCUUCCGAUGCUUCCCUUUCAGGGUUUUGUGUCUUUUGGUGAGUUCUUCUUCAUUCGCAUCUUCUUGACCACUUUUCUUCGUGAUGAUUGUUCCCGAUUCGCAUUUCUUUAGGAGGGUUGGUGUCGGAAUCAUGAAACUGUAAUUAGAAUGCGGGUUACAGUUCUGCUUUAUCGAUUUCAACAAAAGGGUUUUGAUCUUGAUUUUUUUCUUUUCAUCAUUUGUGGUCAAUUUCUAAGAAGGGAUUUGAUUGUUUAGUAAAAAGUUGCAAUCUUGACUGAUAAAAAUGGGAUCAAAUGGCCGUCGUGGUGGUGGGUCUCAACCUCCAAAGUCUGAUGGAUUGGCUAGACAAAGCUCUUUGUAUAACCUAACCUUAGAUGAGGUUCAAACCCAAUUAGGGGAUCUUGGAAAGCCACUUAGUAGUAUGAAUCUUGAUGAGCUUUUAAAGAGUGUUUGGUCUGCUGAAGCUAAUCAAGGGCUGAACAGUGGGCAGGCUGACUAUUCUCAUCAUGGUCAACCUGCUUCUGGUUCGUCUCUGGCUCGACAAUCGAGCGUUAAUCUUUCUCAAGAUCUAAGGAAACGAACAGUUGAUGAAGUAUGGCAAGAUAUCCAACAAGGUCAGAAGAAUAAUAGUAGUACUAGUAGUAACAAUAACAAUGGUAGUAGUAAUAGUAAUCUUGAUAAAACGGGUAGUAAUCGGGAGCGACAACCGACACUAGGUGAAAUGACGUUGGAGGAUUUCUUGGUUAAGGCAGGGAUUGUUGCCGGAUCUUCACCUGGAAAGAAAAACCCGGCUUCUGUGAUUGGAAUUGAAUCAAAUGUGUCGCAUCAACAGAGUAUAAAUCAUCAACAAGCACAAUGGAUGCACUACCAAGUCCCACCAAUUCAGCCGCAACAUGUGUAUAUGACAGGGCAUCAUCCAGUUCAACAGUCUUUGUCUAUUGGUGCGAACGCAAUGAUGGAGUUGGCUUAUCCCGAGACCCAAAUAACAAUGUCGCCUUCGCAUUUGAUGCACAAUCUAUCGGAUACACAGACGCCUGGACGGAAAAGAGUUGCCUCUGGAGAUGUGAUAGAGAAGACUGUGGAAAGGAGGCAAAAGAGAAUGAUAAAAAAUAGGGAAUCUGCAGCACGUUCACGAGCAAGAAAACAGGCUUACACCCAUGAGCUGGAGAACAAAAUUUCACGUUUGGAAGAGGAAAACGAAAGGCUUAAGAGACAGAAGUUCGUAUUUGCAGGAGAUAGGGAAGGUUUUGCCAAGUGCACCGCCACCCGAACCAAAGUACCAGCUCCGAAGAACAAGCUCAGCGCCUUUCUAACACGAAUUCUUGGUGUCAAGGAUUAUGUAGAGCCAUUUUGUCUUUUCAUUCUUCUUUUUUUUCUUUCCAAUUUUCCAUAGGAGACAUAUGGGUUCUGAUACCUUGUGUUGUUUCCUUAGUUAUCUUGCAGACUGCUCUACAAUGCCACUCACUUUUCCUUGUAUGUAUAUUUUUAAGACAAAUAUGAAUCUCUUCAAUGCCAACCU